Schistocerca americana (American grasshopper) is the source of this 522-nucleotide messenger RNA. RefSeq lists its product as uncharacterized. NCBI's taxonomy places the organism in Eukaryota, Metazoa, Arthropoda, Insecta, Orthoptera, Acrididae. The transcript has a single exon. The coding region runs from base 1 to 522 and encodes 173 amino acids. The record is from RefSeq and is a predicted model, not a curated record.
AUGUUGAUGGGUGGUGUCGUUUCCUUGCUAGAAGGUGACUUCCGCCGACGCUUCCGCUUAUUUAGUACGGCAGUGGGCAGACGACAAUCCUUGCCAAUAUGGGAACUAAUAACAAGUUCACAGCUUGCAACUAAUAUGAGCGUACAACUCAGCAACGACCAAGAGUCUGGGUUCUAUGUUCAAUACCUCUUCGAGAUCGGCGAGAGCCACGUGGCAGCUGUUGCUAAAGGCCUAAUAAAAUUUGAAAGCCACUUCUGCAAUGUUUUAAGCCCGGAAGACAACCUAAUUAAUUACGUUUUUCCAAGAUUUCAUGAAAAUUCGAGCAACGGCGAGUAUUUAUGUGAAAGAGAUGUCAUGGCGCCUAAGAAUGAAUCGAUGGGAAACGACAAUACAAAAACUAUUGCUCAAUUACCUGGUGGGGUGACCACGUCGAUCGAUACAAUGGUGGCAAGAGAUGACACAAUUCAUAUUCCCAAACCAUUAGAGCUGUCUGGGAUGCCGACCCACAAAUUGGUGCUGUAG